Closterium sp. Naga37s-1 is the source of this 996-nucleotide messenger RNA. The record is from the annotation of a GenBank genome assembly. Lineage: Eukaryota; Viridiplantae; Streptophyta; Zygnematophyceae; Desmidiales; Closteriaceae.
AUGAGUUUCCCGCGUCUCGCCGGCGAAAACUCGAAGGUGACGGGAUUCAUCGACCGCAUACAGUGCUACCUGCUAGAGAAGGUCGGCGGCACGGGCACGUCGGGCUCUUUCAAGACGCCCAACGCGGGCGACGCGGUCACGCAGACUGCGAAUGCGGCGACGUACCCGCUGAGCUUCGUCGGCGGGCUCUGCAACGGCACCGCGCUCGUCGAAAACGACCCGCAUCUCACGGGCGCGCACGGCACGCACUACGAUUUCACCGGGCGACUCGAUAAAUCGUUCUGCCUCUUCUCCGACCGUCGGUUCCACGUCAACAUGCAUCUGGAUGGAUACCAAGGCGCACCACCCGCGAUUUCCGCGUCCACGAAGUCGAAUGAGAAUAAGGAUUCGAGCACAGAGCUGCACACGUGGAUUAAGGAGGUCGGUGUGGUAUGGAUGACCCCUGACGGCGCGAACCACACGCUGCGCAUGGUUGCGUGCAAGGGCAAGCAGCGGGAGCGCGGGGAGAACGGCUUCCUCUCGCUGCUAGAGGUAGACGGCACGACGACGGUGCCUCCCAGCGUCGGCGAGUCGAUCUCGACGAAUAGCGGGCUGGUGGUUACCAAAGUCGCGGAGGAGAAAGAGGGGCCGUUUGACGUGGAUCAGUUUAGGGUGCGCGUGGCGGGGCUGGGGGAAUUGGAUGUGCGCGUGCGCGUGGCACAUCCGCUGCUGCAGACGCCCACCGAGGCGGAGGCGCACUUCAACGUGGAGCUCCCCGACGUGAAGAUGACGUCAGCCGCACACGGCGUGCUGGGGCAGACUUUCAGGAACUCGCCGGAGCAGCUGCAGCGCGCGGUGAAGUACUCGCACUUAGCGGCGCUGUUGCACCACCCCGUGGACGUGGAUAAGGCGGAGGGCAGGGGGUUCCUGGACGGCGACUUGGAGGACUACAUCUCCUCGUCGAUCAUCGCGGCGGAUUGCAAAUACGCCAGCUACGGCACCACCUCGGACGCCUAA